CAUUAUUGGAUGAGAAUGUCACAUCGGAGAUGAACUGAUUUCACAUAAUGUUCUGUCAUUGUGAAGAUACCAGACAAUGAGAGAUUUUUUCAUGCAUUCAUUUUUUCCUAUACCGGAAUACAAGUCGAUACACUACAUGUCAUAAUGUUAGCAGAGAGAUGUUUUUCAAUUUACUUUUAUUUGUAUUACGAAACAUGAUAUACUGACUUUUGUUCCGGUUAUACUGAAAAUCUAGCACAACGUGAUAACGUUAAAAAAAAAAAAACAUGACAAAUAACAUCAUCUCACAAUCUCCCGCCAAAUGUGAAGGGGAACUCUGCCAAUGGAUAUACCUGUCAACCUAAGCCUGCAAACACCACCUCCCACACCCAAACAGCUCCAAAUCCAAAACCCAAAACCAGAAGACUGGAACUUGAUCAUAAAGCACCACGCCAGGCUAAAAAAUGACAGUGCAAUCCUCUCAACAUAUACCCAGAUGGAAUCUCUUGGAGUGGCACCGGAUAGCGCCUCUCUGCCUCUGGUUCUCAAGGCAUGUGCGAGGCUGGGCGCCGUUGAGAGAGGCAAGGGAAUACAUUCGAGCAUUCGGAACACGGGUUUGAUGAAAGAUGUUAGAAUUGGGACUGCCCUUGUCGAUUUUUACUUCAAGGGCGGGUUUGUUGAUGAUGCAGUUGACGUGUUUGAUGAAAUGAAGGAGAGAGAUUUGGUUUUGUGGAAUGCUUUGAUACAUGGGUAUGUGGGGUGUUGUUGUUACCGGGAGGCUGUGUUGUUGUUUUUGCAGAUGCAGAAUGAGGGAUUGAGACCGAAUUCACGUAGUGUGGUUGCAUUGCUUUUGGCGUGUAGGGAGGUUUCGGAGUUGAGAUCAGGAAAGGAGAUACAUGGGUUUGGUUUGAGGAAUGGACUUCUUGAUUUGGAUGCUCAUGUGGGUACUGCAUUGAUUGGGUUUUAUCUGAGAUUCGACAUCAAAAUGUCGCGCCUAACGUUUGAUUCGAUGGUUGUGAGGAACAUUGUUAGUUGGAAUGCAAUAAUUACCGGUUAUGUUAAUGUUGGGGAGCACCUGAUGGCCUUGAAGCUUUUUUUGCAGAUGCUUGCGGAUGGUGUUAAGUUCGACUCUACUACACUGCUGGUUGUUAUUCAAGCCUGUGCAGGAAUUGGAUCUAUUGAACUGGGCAGACAAAUUCAUCAAAUGGCUAUCAAGAAUAGUUACAGUGGUGAUCUGUUCACAGUAAAUGCAUUGCUCAAUAUGUAUACCGAGUGUGGAUGUUUUGAGUUGUCGUGUGAAUUGUUUGAAGCUGUCCCCAACCGCGAUGUUGCUUUGUGGAACUCCAUGAUAUCUGCAUAUGUUGAAUAUGGCUUUUAUGAGCAAGCUUUGAGCUUGUUUUCUAGAAUGCGAAUAGAAGGAAUCAAGGAAGACGAAAGAACUAUUGUUGUAAUGUUGUCGGUGUGUGAAAAUUUAGUUGAUGGCUUGAGGAAGGGUAGUUUGCAUGCUCUAGCAAGGAAGAGUGGGAUGAAAAUGGAUGUUUCCCUGGGGAAUAGAUUGUUGAAUAUGUAUGCUGAGCUGAACUGCGUUGAAUUUGUUCAGAAGGUUUUUGCUGAGAUGAAGGAUUCAGACGUUAUCUCAUGGAAUACUCUCAUCCGGGCGUUGGCCUGCAAUGGAUUACAAGACGAAGCAUGGAAAAUGUUUGCGGUGAUGCGAGAUUCUGAAACUAAGCCUAAUUCGCACACAAUAAUCUCUAUCCUUGCUACUUGUGAAGAUGGAACUUGUGUAAAUACAGUGCAAGCAAUUCACGGUUUUGUGAUAAAACAUGGGAUUGAAGUUGACCUCCCUUUAAACACUGCACUAACAGAUAUGUAUAUGAAUUGCGGUGAAGAAGCAACAGCUAGAACUUUAUUUGAGGGAUGUUCCAGCAGAGACGUGAUUGCAUGGAAUUCUUUGAUUGCCAGUUACAUCAGGAACAAUGAAAUUGACAAAGCUCAUUUACUCUUUAGCCGUAUGGUUGUAGAAGUGAAACCCAACUCGGUGACGAUCAUAAAUAUUCUAUCAUCAUGUAUCCAACUUGCCUCUCUGCCUCUAGGUCAAUGCUUGCAUGCUUAUGCAACUAGAAGGCAACUCUCUUUUGGUUUUGAUUUACCUCUUGCAAAUGCUUUUACAUCAAUGUAUGCAAGAAGUGGGAGUAUGCAAAAUGCUGAAAAUAUCUUUAGAAUUUUACCGACGAGGGAUAUUAUUUCAUGGAAUGCCUUGAUUACUGGGUACAGCAUGCACGGUCAAGGAUAUGAUGCUAUUCGUGCGUUCUCACAAGUGAUACAAGAUGGUUUCCGUCCAAAUGGGGCAACUUUUGUAGCUGUUCUAUCUGCUUGCAGGCAUUCUGGUUUGAUAGAGACAGGAUUGCAGCUUUUUCACACUAUGGUACAUGAUUUUAAGAUAUCACCUGAGCUUAUUCACUAUGGUUGUGUUGUUGACCUUCUUGGUCGUGCAGGCCGAUUAAAUGAAGCUAAAGAGUUCAUCGAAUCGAUGCCUAUUGAACCGGAUGCAUCAGUGUGGAGAGCCUUGCUCAAUGCUUGUCGGAUUCAUUCUGCCACUGAGUUAGUUGGAACUGUCUUUGAAAAACUUGUCGAAUUAGAACCCAUGAAUGCAGGGAAUUAUGUUUUGGUAUCUAAUAUAUACGCUGCAGCAGGGCUGUGGUUAGAGGUCAGGCAGACAAGAACAAUGCUCAGGGAAAAGGGUUUAAAACAGCCUCCGGGAAUAAGUUGGAUUGUUGUAAAAAGUCAGGUUCACUGUUUUGUUGCCUCAGACACAUCACACCUUCAAUCCGACGAAAUUUAUUUAAUCUUAAAUUCACUUUCAGUCUUGAUCAAAGAAAAUGGAUAUAUUCCUGAUCUUCAAUGGGUUUUCCGAGAUGAAGAGGGUUAGGUAGAAAGAGGGGUAAUAAUCUUGUUGUUCCGCACAUUGCUGAGAAUUGCAAGGGAAGAACAUGAAGAACUUCGUCUUCGCUGGAUUCUUACUUAGCCUUCAAGAACGAUUAUUCAGAUGCCGUGACAUGAAAGAAAAUCUUCCAGGAAUAUGAGUUUCUCAAAAGCAUGGAAGAACCACUGAGUAAUAGCAGCAAUUACAAACAUGGAAGAGCUCUCAAUUUUAACAGAAGUACCUUCAAUGCUAGCUCUUCGAAGCAGUGCUCCACAUUUUCUCGAGUUUUAGCGCUACAUUCAAGAAACAAACAUCCAAGAUCUUUUGCAAGUGAGAUCCCCUCUUCCCUACUUACAGCCCUUUCCGAUUCCU
Pyrus x bretschneideri (Chinese white pear) is the source of this 3274-nucleotide messenger RNA. Its product is annotated as pentatricopeptide repeat-containing protein At2g13600-like. Lineage: Eukaryota; Viridiplantae; Streptophyta; Magnoliopsida; Rosales; Rosaceae. Gene Ontology annotation, biological process: RNA modification. The record is from RefSeq and is a predicted model, not a curated record. Gene Ontology annotation, molecular function: RNA binding; protein binding.